Messenger RNA from Sander lucioperca (pikeperch), 2235 nucleotides. RefSeq names its product protein phosphatase, Mg2+/Mn2+ dependent, 1Aa (gene ppm1aa). Gene Ontology annotation, biological process: positive regulation of canonical Wnt signaling pathway; positive regulation of canonical NF-kappaB signal transduction; negative regulation of canonical NF-kappaB signal transduction. Gene Ontology annotation, molecular function: protein serine/threonine phosphatase activity; manganese ion binding; magnesium ion binding. The transcript is spliced from 6 exons. Gene Ontology annotation, cellular component: nucleus; cytosol. The coding region runs from base 439 to 1593 and encodes 384 amino acids. NCBI's taxonomy places the organism in Eukaryota, Metazoa, Chordata, Actinopteri, Perciformes, Percidae. The record is from RefSeq and is a predicted model, not a curated record.
GCCACAACGCCAAAAUCGUUUCACAGCCAGCCCAGCGCCGUUCGUUCCUGGGGGCUUGCUCUGUGCUGCUCAGAAGCUAACGUUAGCUAGCAAGCUGUCAAGCUGUGUAGUGGAGAGGCUGGGACAAACGUUUCAGCUUCCCCCUGGCUUUGGCACUCAAGAUUCCGGGACACAAAUUACUAAGAAAAUCUGUGAAAUAUACUUAAGAUCGCCAGCUGAGAUAAUGUAAUGCAUCACGGGCGUACGCAAAGAGGGACCUCCGCACUUACACCAUUUGUAUGCUAACUGGCUAGCUAGCAUAGCUAAACCGUCGCGACCCCUCUAGUUUCGUCGGUGUACCGUCUCUGGUGUGAACUUAGACCAGUCAGUCCUUGUCACUGUCGCAGCUUCCGUUGCUGUCAACUAGUAUUUUGGAUAUUUGGUCUUAAAAGGGACACAAUGGGUGCAUUUCUGGACAAACCAAAGAUGGAAAAAUACAAUUCCCGUGGUGAGGGCAACGACCUGAGGUAUGGGCUAAGUAGCAUGCAGGGUUGGCGUGUUGAGAUGGAAGAUGCACACACAGCGGUAAUUGGUCUGCCUCAUGGUCUCGACCCCUGGUCGUUCUUUGCCGUUUAUGAUGGCCAUGCUGGCUCUCAGGUAGCUAAAUACUGCUGUGAGCACCUGCUGGAGCACAUCACCAGCAACUCAGACUUCCAGAGUGCUCUGCAGGAGGAUCCCUCUGUGGAUAGCGUGAAGAUUGGGAUCCGCACAGGAUUCCUGCAGAUUGAUGAACACAUGCGAACCAUCUCUGAGAAGAAGCAUGGUGUGGACCGCAGUGGUUCCACUGCAGUGGGAGUGAUGAUUGCUCCGAGCCAUAUCUACUUUAUCAACUGUGGCGACUCACGUGGACUCCUCAGUCGGGGCGGAGCUGUGCACUUCUUCACACAGGAUCACAAACCCAGCAACCCUUUGGAGAAGGAAAGGAUCCAGAAUGCCGGAGGCUCAGUCAUGAUCCAGCGAGUGAAUGGGUCCCUGGCUGUGUCUCGGGCUUUGGGAGACUUCGACUACAAGUGUGUGCAUGGAAAAGGCCCGACAGAGCAGCUUGUGUCUCCUGAGCCCGAAGUUUAUGCAAUAGAAAGAUGCGAGGGGCAAGAUGAAUUCAUUAUAUUAGCUUGUGAUGGCAUCUGGGAUGUCAUGGCCAAUGAGGAACUGUGUGACUUUGUCAGAUCAAGGCUAGAGGUGACAGAUGAUCUUGAAAGAGUCGCCAAUGAAAUUGUUGACACCUGCUUGUACAAGGGGAGCCGCGACAAUAUGAGUGUUGUGUUAAUCUGCUUUCCUGGGGCACCAAAGGUAUCUCCAGAAGCAGUGAAACGGGAGGCUGAGCUGGAUAAAUAUCUAGAGGGCAGAGUAGAAGAGAUCAUCAAAAAGCAGGGGGAUGAAGGUGUCCCGGAUUUGGUCCAUGUUAUGCGGACGUUAGCAUCUGAGAGCAUCCCUAACCUCCCUCCUGGAGGAGAGCUGGCAAGCAAACGAAGUGUUGUUGAAGCGGUGUACAACAAACUCAACCCCUACCGAAGUGAUGACACAGACUCUGCGUCCACAGACGACAUGUGGUAACACAACCUCCUACCACUAACACAGCAUAGAGUUUACAAACCACCAUCCUCUCAAGACCCACAGCAGCUCAGCUCAGCAGUCUGUCUCUCCGUCACUCUGAGCUUUUGGUUUCUAAGAAGGGAAUUUCAUGGGAGGAGGAAGAAGAGGAAGAGGAGUUGCAUGCACACAAACCUGGAAUAGUGCAGCACCAAUCCACUCUGGAGUUCAGGAUCCCCACUGUCUUGUCUUCCCCUUUAUGUUCACCCACCCUAAUACUCUCCUCUAAAGUAAUCCAUAACAAGUGAGUCCCCAAGGUUUUCUUUCGUUUUGUUAAUCAGCUUAAGUAGUAAGAUUUUUUUUGUUGCUGUAAUUAAUUUGAUUCACAUUUCCUUGUGUGUGUUUGUAUAUUUCUGUUUUUGUGAAGUGCAAUUGUCCUGUACAAACAGCCUGUAUUUAAUGCAGCUUGAUUUUAAGUUAAAAAAAAAUGAAAGAAAUGAAAAAGAGAACCUUUUAUGCACUAUCUGCCUUUUCCUGCUCUUCUGGAAUUGUAACAAAUGUCUAUUCAGUGAAUAUUACUGCUUGUCCUCCAGGCACAAUGUCUCUGCGCUUUUACUUUCCUUUCCUUUUUUUCAGUUAGUCUAUGCUCCUUUUUAAAAAAAAAAC